AUGGCAUUGGCGCAAGAUAAUCUAGAUGCAUACUUGGGUUGUUACGCUAAGGCUGUUAACCGAUUAUCAAAGAUCAUAGUUGACAAAGAAUAUCCACCGGACUACGUAUAUUAUAAAGUUCCUAUUCCUUGGUUACAAGUUAAACUGCUUCGAUUAUUGCAGUAUUAUCCGCCCUCUGAAGCUCAAAAAAAUGUUCAGCAUAACAAUGCUCAAAAUGCUGUGUUAUUUGAAGCCAUUAAUCUUGCAAUUCAUUUAGAUACUGAAUCGCAAAUUGUCAACCAGGCUGCCGUUCUUCUCGGAAGAUUUAUAAUAUCAAAAGAAACUAACGUAAGAUAUUUGGGCUUAGAGACCAUGGCACAUUUAGCUGCUUGUGUGGAUUCAUUAGAACCAAUUAAAAAGCAUCAAGAUACUAUUUUAUUAUCAUUGCGAGAUAAGGAUAUCAGUGUACGACGUCGAGGACUUGAUCUUUUAUAUAGUAUGUGUGACGUUACUAAUGCUAAGGUCAUUGUUGCUGAAUUAUUGCGGUAUCUUAAUAUUGCGGAUUAUGCUUUACGUGAGGAAAUGGUUCUUAAGAUUGCAAUUUUAACUGAGAAAUUCGCCACUGAAUAUCAAUGGUACGUUGAUAUAAUUUUACAAUUAAUUAGUACUGCCGGUGAUCAUGUUGGCGAAGAAGUGUGGUAUCGCGUAGUACAGAUUGUUACUAAUAAUGAAGAACUUCAAGAGUAUGCUGCGAGAACUGUAUUUACUCAUCUGAAGUCUCCUGCAUGUCAUGAAAACUUAGUAAAAGUGGGUGGUUAUAUUCUUGGUGAAUUCGGUCACCUUAUCGCUAAUAUGCCAGAAGCAAGUCCUCAAGAACAAUUUCGUGCUAUUCAUUCAAAAUUCGGUUUAUGUACACUUCAAACACGAGCGUUACUUUUAACCACUUACUUUAAGUUUAUCAAUCUUUUUCCCGAGAUUAAAGGGGAAAUUUUGUCAGUUUUCUAUCGGUAUCGCCAUGUGUUAGAUUCUGAACUCCAACAACGUGCUGCCGAAUAUUUAGCUAUCUCAACUAUGCCGAAUGAUGAUCUCUUGCAGUCAAUUUGUGAAGAGAUGCCACCAUUCCCUGAACGUGAAUCUGCGUUACUAUCGAGGUUGCACCAACAGCACACGGAUACUGAAGAUAAACGAACAUGGAUUAUCGGUGGCAAAGAUGCUAAUAAAGAACGAGAUGUGGCUCGAUUGACUUUAACAAGUAGAAAUAACUCUAUGGAUAAUAAAGUAAAGCAUGAAACGAAUGGCAAUAAUGAGAUAGACCUUGUUAGUUUUGAAGGACUUAAAAUUAGUAAUGGAGACCAAUUGACGACUACAACAAACUCAGGGUCUGUAACAUCUGGUUCAGAAAAAGUUCCUGAUCGACUGCUAUUUACAACUGAAGGUGUACUAUAUGAGAACACCCAGAUUAUGAUUGGUAUUAAAUCAGAAUACCAUGGUAACCUUGGUCGGGUUGCACUGUACUUUAUCAAUAAAACACAGACAAACAUUACUUCUUUAACCACCUCCAUUGAGAAUAUCUCUGAUUUAACAAUUACUACUCCACAACCACCACCAUCAAUUAUCACGCAAUCCAAUCAAAUCCAACAACUGUUUCAUAUAGAGUGUAAGAAUAUAUUCACUGGCAUGCCAAAAGUGCGAGUAUCCUUUGUCUCAGGGACGCUUCGUACAAUUGUAUUAACAUUACCUAUAGUGUUGUCAAAGUUUAAUGAGCCUAUUCAAUUGAAUGGAGCAGAGUUCUUUGCGAGAUGGAAACAAAUUGGUGCUGGCCCCCGAGAAAAACAAGUCGUUUUUAAUUCAAAUGUUCCAAUAAAUCUUUCAGGAGUGCGAACUUUAAUUUUAGGUUUUAAAUUUGAGGUAUUAGAAGAAGUAGAUCCAAAUCCUACAAACCUUGUUGGUGCUAGCGUUUUACAUACAUCUGGAGGUGGAAUGUUUGGUUGUCUUCUGAGAUUAGAACCUAAUAUUGAAGCUCAG
Molecule: messenger RNA, 2004 nt
Organism: Racocetra fulgida
Lineage: Eukaryota; Fungi; Glomeromycota; Glomeromycetes; Diversisporales; Gigasporaceae
Source: the annotation of a GenBank genome assembly